This is a messenger RNA of Plenodomus lingam JN3, 2385 nucleotides long. RefSeq lists its product as uncharacterized. The record is from RefSeq and is a predicted model, not a curated record. NCBI's taxonomy places the organism in Eukaryota, Fungi, Ascomycota, Dothideomycetes, Pleosporales, Leptosphaeriaceae.
AUGGCUGAGGAGUUUGUUAAGGAGAAUUUUGGAGAUACACCUCACGAGUCUCAUGAAGUUGAUGUCCACUCUUACAACGAAUUUGGCAUCUCACCAGAACAGUCUCCUCGUGGUGGGCCUGCGCCGUUUGAACUUCCUCCCGCGAGACAACGCGAGACACUCUCUGGCACUUUUGAGGACACAGAAGGCAAUCUAUCACAUCAUUCGCAUGUCGAUAAUCCAAACAUAAUUGCUUCAAGCUCAAUCCUUUCAGCACAUCGAAUCCAUGAAGGCAAUGAAGAAGAUGAAGAGCCAGAUAUUGAGAAACAUGCAGAUGGCGAACCGAGAGACCCGCGACUAUUGCAGGGUAAAGCAAACACCUCUACCUUUGAUGCCCCUACAAAAUCAUCAAUGGCAAAGCAAAAUGAGAAGGUGGAUCUUCCAUCCACUGUAAGAAAGACGUCAACAAUAAGUAGUAGCAACCAAACAACACGGCUAGACUCCCUGCGGCGUCAGCGAUCGUUGUUUUCCGAGGGUCGUGGAGGUCCUAGUUAUCUCGGGAAUACUUCCUCGGUAGCCAUUUCCAGGCCUGGAUUUGAGCGAACGUCUAGCAGUGGACGCGAAGAGACUGUAGAGAUACCAAAUCUCAUAGUUCGUAGCCCUGGAAAAUCGAGGCGCCGUAUGCAGCGCAGCCACACACUUGAUCCAUUUCAUCUUGAGUCAUUCACUUCGUCGUCAGAUACGGCUUCCACCAGCAAGGCUUUACAUGUCAUAGCAGAUGCCAAUCAACCUAGGGAAGGCAAUUCCAGCUUUCAAGGAUACUUUGACGACGCUGUCCGGGACCAGUAUAUAAAACCCGAGAAACAACUGCAAGCUGUCCAGGACCAGGACAAUGAAUCUCUCCCUGAACGACAAAUUUCACUGGAGGAUUAUGCACAGCUCCAGGAGAAGAACAAUGAGCUAGUUUGCCAAGUGGUGGAAUUGGAAAAUCGCAUUGAAACAUGCUACCUGCAAGACAAGGCCCCUGACAAUCUCGAGGAUGCCCUUAUCGAAAUUGCAUUGCUUCGAGCGGCUGGCCUGAACGUGAAGAAGGCGGAAGAAGAGAUGGAGGAUGCGAGGGCUUGGGCUCAACAAACUGACGACGAAUUAAUGCAGCUGAAAGAUGAUCUAGAAUUUUUGGAAAGCUGUGUCAAAGAAAGGUUUGCGAGCCUAGUCAAUGGUACAAAUGAGUCAGCCCUGGUCAGGGGCAAAAUACAAUUCGGAGAUUUUGCCUCUGUGGCGAAUUAUCACGCUGCUUCACUUCUCCAGCUCUUUCAGGAGUUUGAAAAAGCUAUUGAAGCACUAAAAGAGGAAAACUAUCAGCUAAAUGGGAAGCUAGAUAUGGAGAUACGUCUGUCCAAGUAUUUGAGCGAGAAGAAGACGAGUAGUAUAGGCUCCGGGUCUGCACUUACUUUUCAGAAUCAGAAACUGUAUGAAGAAGAACAAAAGAAGCGCAAGAGCUUGGAAGCAAAGCUCCAGGACUUUCAAGACGUUGCAGCUGCAUCAAUGGAUCGCGAGUUGAAGCUAGAAAUCACCAAACUUAAAAACGAGUUGGCAGAGUUCCAACUGGAAGCCAGUAAACACCAAGCCAACGCACGGCUUUGGCAGGAGGAGUCUAGGAUCGCAAGACACGAACUGGAAAAGCGCAAUCGGGGAUUUAAAGAAGAGAAUGACUCACAGAAAAAGGAGAUGCGAUUGUAUAUCAAAGACUACUACAACAAGACAAAGGAUGCGUCGCACUGGAAUCUGCGCGACUUACAGACGGAGAUUGCAACACUAGAAAGCCAGCUUCAAAAAACGACUAGCCAAUUCAGCGCCACGAAGAGCGAAAACGCCUGUCUGAGAGAGGAAAUUGAGGAACUAUAUCAGAAACUCCAGGGAACGGAACGCUUCAUCAACGAGGGACUCGUGUACGCCGACAUCGACUUUACCCCUUCAUCCUUGCCACCCGACCCCGAUCCCGACAUUACCUCAUCCUCGACUGCCCGCUCUUCAUCGCCAAUAUCCUGGCUCGCGACCCGCGACUUCAAGAGAUCUGUGCCCCGGUACCCGCCGCGUUUUGUUUUGAAGCAACAGCAGUACGAGGCGGCCAUGGUGCAAUUCCGACAGAAGCAGGAGGCGCGGAGGCGGGUUGAAGAUGAUGCGUUGGAUGAUCUUAUGGAGAAAUUAAGGAGGUAUAGGAUGGGUGUGCUGGGUGUGAGGUAUCCGCCGUCUAAAGGGACUGGCUGGGAAGCCGUGAGGAAGAAGAGUUUGUGGGACAGGUGGGAUGGUGAGGGAUGGACGAGAGAGGUUCAGCUUUCGAAGACGGAGGAGAGAUUGGCUAGAGAAUUGAAGGGGAAAGGGGGGAUGGGUAUAGGAGAUUUCUGA